This is a messenger RNA of Radiomyces spectabilis, 1146 nucleotides long. RefSeq lists its product as uncharacterized. The transcript is spliced from 3 exons. The record is from RefSeq and is a predicted model, not a curated record. Bases 1 to 1146 code for a protein of 381 amino acids. Lineage: Eukaryota; Fungi; Mucoromycota; Mucoromycetes; Mucorales; Radiomycetaceae.
AUGGGGGGUGGCUCACGUUCACGCAAGAGAGACUUGGCACGAUCCCAAGCCAAUCGUUCUUAUGAUGAAGCAUUGCCUUCUUCCUCUGCUAUUUUGGAAACUAUUUACUCUGUGGUGGGCUUCCUGGCAGACAUAUUUAAAGGCUCGUUGUUUGUGUUAAAACCCGUUCUUUCCGUGAUCAUGGCAUUGGCGAUUUUUCUGGCCCUCUCAGGAUAUGGCUACCGGCUAUUUUCCAACGUGUUUUUGGAAACGGUAUGCUCUUUGCCUGUGGUAGGACCUCACCUUCCAGUAUGCCGCUCUGUACUGGAGCCUAUUCCCGACUUUUCGCAUUUGGUCAAAGUGCAGGAAUCAUUGUAUGAAAGUAUGAUGUCCCAAACCACCCCUGACACCAUCUCUGCCCUGGAACUGAAACAGGUCGAGUUGGCGACGCGCGAUCUUCAAAUGAUGAUCAAGUAUUCGCAUCUCGCCAGUGCGGAUUUGCUGGAAACCAAACUCACGGAUUAUUUGGUGCGAUCGCGAAGGUUUGGUAAAGACAUUCAAAGCUUGCAAGCACAGACCAAAGGCGUGCUUGAUAACCUCAUCACCUACAAUACCUUUACUCUGCGAAAACUGUCCGAUGUGGAACAAAAAAAAUCCAGUCGUCAAGAACUACGCGUCGUCUAUGAGAGUGCCAUGCAACUAGUUGAAAAGGAAGCGCGACGAUUGAUUUUGGCCAUUGAAAAAGCACAAACCUCGCUGAACCAGCUGGAAGAGGAUUUGUAUGCCAUCCAAGAAAUCUCCAUGCAAGAACAGAGCUAUCAGCGAUCCGGUAAACCGCAUAUCCUCGCCGAUCUCGUCAACAUCAUUCGCGGCAAAGGAUUACAACGUCCACUCGUAGAGGAAAACAUGCAGUUGUUGAUGCGAUUUGAUAUUGAGCGAAGCAUGGCGUCUCAAAAGUUGUUGAUGAUGUUGGAUCGAAUGGAAGCGUUCCAGAUGGAUCUUCAAGAACUAAGAACCCAAGUCAUUGCGCCCAUUGUCGUGCCGGACAUCAUUCCCCUGGAACUGCACAUUGAAAAUAUCGGCAAAUCCAUCGAACGUCUAAAGAAAGGCAAAGUCAUUGCCUGGGAAGACCGUCAACAGAUCGAAGCCCCUCUUGGUCCCGACUAA